UCUCUGGAAUAAAAGAAAAAAUCUAGUAAACUCUCAUGGACCACGGAAUCGAUUUCCGCGUGUGACCAAUGGCCUUUGUUCACAAAGUCACGUAAAUUUUUUCCUCUGAAAAUGCUCUGUACCGCUAAGCAAACACGUUCCUUAGUCUAAUUCUUGUGCCGGUGGCAAAGGAUUCAGGAGUGACAACAAUGUGACCUUAGCUGUUACACGUAUGUCUGCGCUUCACGAGCUACGUGCUGCACGUUACAUGCUCUUUUACGAGUUUUCACUCUUUUACGAUAGUCCCAUAGAGCUAAUAGCUCCCGUCACAAGGUCGAACUUCAUCGAUGACUGACUGGUUCAUAAAUCCUGGAAAACUGGAAAAUAUUCACCUUCUGUCUAUGCCCGAUAAACACUACGGCGUAUAAGCAGCUUGCGAAAGUGCAGCACGUUAUGAAACUAAUUCCCUUCAAUUAGAUUAAGCGUUAACUGUACAAUUGUAGUCGUGAGAGAAUAUUUAUAGAAAAAUUCUUUAAAUUCUUGUAGCAGUCUCUAAGUAUCUAUAAGUAGCCAGAUGGAUACCUGUACUAUUAUUACAAUGAGUAUACAUAUAGUCAUUUCCUAGCUAUCAUAUCUAAAAUCACAAUGUAUCCUGGGUGAAAGGUCAGGAACAUUGACUGGAGUCAUAGGAAGAAGCUGGACAGUUGAUCACCGACAGGUUUUAGUCAUAUGCAAUCACGGAGCGAGUCUAUGUAUCGGUAUACCAUGGCGAGGCUUAAAAUUGCGUCACUUUCCAUUUUAUACCGCAUACCGAUCAACCUGUUAGGCUGCGCGAUCAUUAAGUCAUCUUUUACCUCUGAGAGGAAGAAAUCAACUAUUGAUUUUUAGUUACUUAGGUAGAAUCAAGUAUAAGAUUUUAUACACAAAAGAAUCACGCUCAACCUCUUGACAGAUUGAUUGCUCAAUUUAUCGUAUUAUCGGUAUCUAUCAAUUAAAUUUUAUUUAUCCCGUCCAAUUAUUUUCGAAUGGAUUUUUUUAUUUUGGGAUAAAGUAUAGCAAAUUGAAUAUAUAAAUUUUACGGUCAGUCGCAAUGGCUUUUUAAUGUCCCGCGCACUGGUGCCAUAACGUGUCUAUCCAGUACCUCGUUGUAAUAACGGAGCAGGAUGGGCCUAUUGCAAUCUAGGGCGCGUAACAUUGCUAAUCAAGGUCGACGGUCAAUUGGUUCCCAAGUUACUACCGUAAUGCACAGAGUUUUCGAUUUUCUCGUGACUUCGUAGAAUCAUGAGAUCUCAGACGCUGCGUAGAGAAUCAUGCGUGCUAAAUGACCUGCGCGAACUUGGAACCGGUUCCUUUCAGCGAUGUAUCUUUGCAGUUACAAUUUACCACGUGUAUCUCGUUGCUACAGUAACGCAAAGUAAAUGCUGCUCGUUUUAGGAUCGUUACACGAUAAUUCUCACGAUUCGAUCGGAUACACUCUUGUCAUUAAAAUGAUCCUAAAAGGCUCUCGACUGGAAUAUAUUAUACAAUGUAAUCCAAAUGUACAGUUGGUCAAUUAGUCACUCGGCUAUCUUGAUCAAUCUCAAUUUAUUCCUGAAUGGUACACAUAUCACGGGAACUGUAAUUAAGUUGAUAAGAACCGGGAUCGGCUUGUUAACGACUUCGAAUUUGUUACAUAAAAACGAUGAAAAUAAUCUCGGAUACAUAAAAUUAUACCCGGAUGAAAACUACGUCCAGACCUUGAUGAUCCUGAUGGACGUCAUUCAACGGUCCCUCCGGGCCUUAUUGUCCAAUGAAUCAUAUCCGAAGUCUCUUUUGUGGGUUACAUUAUUCAUCGACAAAUAAUCAAUCCUAUUGAUCGGUUUUCAAUGCUCUACGCCUGUUCCGUGAGUUCUCCGUGAACAAGGAUCUUCACGUGCCCGAAGGCAAGCUGGUAAAGUUUGUUUUACACGAAGAUCACUUUUUACUACGUUCUCUCCGGUUCGCCCAGUUUUUCCAAGAUACUCCAGCACAUGCCGUGUAUGUUUCUCUGUGCUCCAUUAUAUCUACCUUCUAUAAACCAACCGAUCUCCCCACUCUUGCCAAGAGUUGAACGACCGGAAAAGGAACCCUAAGAAAAAUUCAGACUCCUUUUAUUAUCUGGACCAGAACGAUAUUCGCAGAUUCUCUUCUCAUUCUCUGUCUCUGACCCGUCGACACGCAAACCCACAUUUUCCAUAGGCCUUCCUAUCUCAAGGGGAUCCUGAUCAUCAGAGUCAUCAUUACAAUGUCUCAAUGACUAGAGGCAUACACGUAUACUACCACCCAGGAUGACGAAGUAAGUCGGCCAUUACUGGUACCGCAAAUCAAAAUAAAAAUUGAAGUUUCGUCUCGGACUAACUUGCUGCCAAACGGCUUCAGAUUUCUCAAUCCGUCCCUCUGAACUUGCACUGGGACUGAGAUUAGGCUUCGCUCGAAAAUCCAGCAUGAACUCAUUUCUUUUUCUACCUAUUUGGUAAACACGCGCCCAUUUUUAUUCCUCUUUUCAACGGGCCCCUAUUUACUCCCAAAUCAGGCCCCUCUGCCCCCUGCGUACACGGUACUCGAAUUCUUGGACUUUUUGAACGACUCCUGGACGGAGAUGCGGUCGACUCAUUUCGGCAGGGAAUUCGUUCCGUGCGAGCUCAGGAAAAUAAAGAAUCGGAACGUUACCGUUAGCUUCACCCAACGAAGGCCCAUGAUUAUGGGAGCGCGGACGUUACCAACCGCUCUUGGUACUUGUGGUAUCCCUGCCGAUGCUCUUGGUGCCACCUUACCUGCUCCUCUGCUCUUCUGCUCCACCUUGGUCCUUGGGACUGGCUAGCUGCUCUACCUGUUCUACAGUAUUUAUAGAACAGAUCCUGGAAUCGCGAUGUAGGACAUCAGGCGGAUUUCUGUCUUGCCGCUUCGAAGAAAAUUUCGUUAAUCUUGCCGGAAAUGAUAUUAUUAUUUUUCCUCUUUGAUACGGUACAAUCUUUAUUAAUGCAGGUCAGUUUUUCAACCAGUCACUGAACCAUGCAGGCGCGUCACGUUUUGCUGAUGGUAAUGAGGGUUCCUCUGUACUUUCUACUGGGACUGUUAUGAUGUUUAUGUCGUUCUGUACUUUGAAUUUUUCCAUUGCUACCUCAGGCACUUUUCCAGCGAACUGCUUUUACGUAUUUCCUGGAUCUCAAUUUUCUGCCCUGGGCUAUUGGAUUUCGGGCCCACGACUCUUUCACUGAGAAUUACUCCACUCGGCCUAAUGUAAUGAUCGGAAAAUGUUUGAUAUAUAGAUAGACAUUUCCGUGACGGUUGCUUAACGAGUCGACGUCAUUUUCGAAUAUUCACCAGAGCGACGCUCGCCUAUAUAUUAGGCGGCUGUCAAAUUUGAAAAGCAUUAGUUUACGAAACUUAGAACCAUGAAGUUUCUACUCCUGGGACUUGUCUGCGUGUUCCCAUUGGCCGUACUUGCCAGUGGGUCUUCGGCUUCCGCUUCUAGCAGUGCUUCCAAUACAUCCGGCGGACAACAUGCAGGAAGUGCAGCACAGAGUUUUGCUGCAAGCUCAGCCGAUGCUGCCAGCAACGGAGCUCUGGCUGGUGCUGCCGGUGGAGCGUUUGGGUCAGUCUACAACGGAAAUCCGUUUUUGAACGGACAAGGAGUUCUCGAAGGAUCCGCCUCAGGCUCCAGUUCCUCGAGUUCACGGUCCGCAUCUAACGCUGAGAGUUCUUCGUCGUUGAACUUCGAAGGAUCUUCGUCAGGAUCUAGUAAUCUUCUUGGAGUUCUCAGUGGUUCAGUUACAACCGGAAAUGCUGGAGCGAAAUCGAAUGCUCAUGCCAAUUCUAACACUCAGGUUAACGCGAAUGCCAAUCAGCAACAGCAUGGAAAUCAUCAAGCUGGCGCAAUUGCCAACGCAAAUGCUCAUAACAAUGCUCAGGGCUCCGAAUAUCAGAAUAAUCAAGGCAGUUAUCAACAGAAUCAACAAGAACAGGCCAACGCCAAUACUUUGACCCAGCAAAGUGGAUCCCAAAUUCAGGGUUCAGGUGCCAUCACUAAUGCUGGCCACAGUGAGAUUAAAGGGAAAAAUCAGAAUCACGGAAAUGACAAUCUCAAAGGCAAAAUCACUCAUUAUGCUCAAAGUGGGCCGGUCGUUCACAUAGUUUACGCUGACAAUGAUCAGUCCAAUAACGCUGAUGGUGCUAAUGAGGGUUCUGGAUCUACCGAUGCUGCUGGAUCUGUGGCUUCUCAGGGUCAAGUUGGCAAUCAGGCAUCUCAGUCCCUUGGAAAUGCUGCAUCAGGUAUUUCCGGUAAUACCCAGGGCUCUUUGAAUUCGAAUGCAGGACACACCGCCACUUCUGCCAGCAAUGCUAACUCUAAUGCCAAUGCCAAUGCCAAUUCUAAUGCCGGUGAUGGUUUCGCAACUGGUAGUAAAUCAAGCAGCUCGUUCGGUGCAAAUGGAAAUGCUGCAGCCUCCGCAAACGCUGGCGCCGCCGCAUUCUCAGACGCCGGUGCGGCUGGAUCUGCAGGCGCUACUGCUCAGGCAGCAUCAAAUGACAAAGCAGGUGCAUCCGGAAGUUUCAAAUUGAACGCAAGUUCUAGCCACUCCGAAUCAUCUAGUAGCAGCUCUUCUAAUUCCAACAGCGAGUCCUUCAAUUAUCAAUUUAAAUUAUGAAUAAUGUAAUUUUGAAAUUUAAAAAAGGAACUUUAUUAAUUUUUUAUAAUGCAUGUAACCCGAUGUCGAUUCAUCGAUAAUCCAAUAAAUAAAUAAAAAAUUAACGCUAUUUAUUCAACAAUAUAUCGGUUUAUUAUCUGUUUAAGAUAAUCUUAUAAACAGUUUCUACAUAAUAAACACUUAACGAGUAUUGACAAACUUCAUUCUAUCGAAGCUUGUGAUAUUACA
This is a messenger RNA of Cephus cinctus (wheat stem sawfly), 4871 nucleotides long. RefSeq names its product cell wall protein IFF6. The transcript is spliced from 3 exons. The record is from RefSeq and is a predicted model, not a curated record. The coding region runs from base 3393 to 4643 and encodes 416 amino acids. Lineage: Eukaryota; Metazoa; Arthropoda; Insecta; Hymenoptera; Cephidae.